Misgurnus anguillicaudatus (oriental weatherfish) is the source of this 966-nucleotide messenger RNA. Its product is annotated as trace amine-associated receptor 13c-like. Gene Ontology annotation, molecular function: trace-amine receptor activity. Lineage: Eukaryota; Metazoa; Chordata; Actinopteri; Cypriniformes; Cobitidae. Gene Ontology annotation, biological process: G protein-coupled receptor signaling pathway. The record is from RefSeq and is a predicted model, not a curated record. Gene Ontology annotation, cellular component: membrane.
AUGGGCUAUGAGACAGAAGAUCAUGAGACUCAAUACUGCUUUCCUGCCAUUAACUCAUCAUGCAUCAAGACGAAACGCUCCGCACAUGAACACAAUAUCAUGUAUGUGUUUUUUUCAGUGCUGUCAGUAUGGACUGUUUUUCUGAAUCUGCUGGUGAUCAUCUCCAUCUCUCACUUCAAGAAGCUUCACACUCCAACCAACAUGCUCAUUCUCUCUCUGGCUGUAUCCGACCUACUCGUAGGACUUACUGUCAUGCCCUUGGAGGCAACUAAGUUGAUUGAAACAUGUUGGUACUUUGGAGACACUAUCUGUAAACUGUUUUUAAUUAUCAUGGGGCUGCUCCUAGGUACAUCUCUGAGUAAUUUAGUUUUAAUAGCUGUUGACCGUUAUGUGGCUGUGUGUCACCCUUUACUGUACCCACAGAAAAUAACAAUGACUAGAACAAUAACUAUUAUAUGUCUUUGCUGGUUUUUCUCUUCAGCUUAUAGCAUUGCAAUGAUAGUUAUCUCACCUAGAAAAUACACAUGUUAUGGGGAAUGUAUAACUAUGCUUACUUUUUUCUGGUCAAUUGCUGAUUUGUUUGUGUCUUUCCUUCUUCCUUGUACCAUCAUUAUAAGUUUAUAUUUGAGAAUCUUUUAUGUUGCACAUCAGCAAGUGAAAGUUAUAAACUCUCUGAUGAGGAGUGAAAAACAUCUAACAGAAGGUUCAGUGAGGAGAAAAUCUGAGAGCAAAGCCGCUCUGACAUUAGGAAUCAUUGUGACGGUUUAUCUGUUUUGCUGGAUUCCCUUUUUUAUUUUAUCUUUAACACCAAACACAAGAUUGACUUCUGCUAUAGCCUAUUUUAUGUUAUGGAUGUUGUAUAUUAAUUCGGGUCUGAAUCCUCUCAUCUAUGCUAUAUUUUACCCCUGGUUUAGAACGUCAGUUAAACACAUCCUAAAUCUAUCCAAAACAUUUGAACCAGCAUAA